Molecule: messenger RNA, 317 nt
Organism: Cylicostephanus goldi
Lineage: Eukaryota; Metazoa; Nematoda; Chromadorea; Rhabditida; Strongylidae
Source: the annotation of a GenBank genome assembly
AUGGAGACUUAUAAGCUUAUUCGAUUCAAUGAUCGAAACAUAAUCGAGCUAAUAUUCAUGUUUGUUUGUUUGGCAAGUAUACCUUUCACUAUUAUUGCCUUGUUCAUUGUUUUGAGAAAGUCUCCACCUCAGAUGAAGGCAUACAAGUGGAUAAUCAUCAACUUCACACUCACCACCUUCUUUACCGAUAUCAUUAUUUGUUUCCUUUACGACCCUAUCCCGCUCUUUCCUCACGUGGCAUGCUAUUCGAAAUCAUGGCUGGCUAAUGUUGAUGAGAAUGCUAACUACGUGCUACUGGUCAGUCCAUUAUCUUAAUA